Oldenlandia corymbosa var. corymbosa is the source of this 2241-nucleotide messenger RNA. The record is from the annotation of a GenBank genome assembly. NCBI's taxonomy places the organism in Eukaryota, Viridiplantae, Streptophyta, Magnoliopsida, Gentianales, Rubiaceae.
GCAAUUUUUAACCACAAAAAAAAAAAAAUGGAGUGAAAAAAAGGGUGGAACUUGGAAGCCCAACCUUGUUUAUUUAGAGAAUAGGAAUCUGAAUUCCAACCAUCUCAUCAUCGUCAUCGUCAAUUCCAACACGUCUGUCACUUGUACAAGUAUCUAAACUAACUUUUUAGCCCCGCUUUGUUUUACCAAAGUGUGUGUCUAAAUUGUUAGUUAAAUUGCCUCGCGUUUCCUCUCCCGGUCGCUCCGCAUUGUCCUUUCAUUUUUUCCGUCACCCAAUUCCAGAAUAAUUCUUGUAUUUUUUGUGAAAAAUAAUGUCGAAUUCCAAUGGGAAUGUUAACGGGGUGGUGAUGGAUGAUGGGGCAGCGGAAUUGGACUUUUCUGGUGUCAAGAAGCGCGAGAAGCUCAUCAUUGAUACCGAUCCUGGUAUUGAUGAUAGUAUGGCCAUAUUGAUGGCCUACCAGUCCCCGGAGUUGGAGAUUUUAGGAUUAACAACAAUAUUUGGUAAUGUAACUACAGAAAAUGCUACACGCAAUGCCUUGCUUCUGAGUGAGAUAGCAGGAUGUCCGGGUAUUCCAGUAGCAGAGGGUAGUCCUGGACCUCUCAAGGGUGGCAUACCACGUGUUGCAGACUUUGUUCAUGGAAAAGAUGGGCUGGGGAACAUUUUUAUUCCUCCUCCAGAAACUAAGAAAAUUGAGAAAUUGGCAUCUGCUUUCUUAGUAGAUAAAGUUUCUGAAUAUCCUGGUGAAGUAACAAUACUUGCAUUGGGACCUUUAACGAACUUAGCAUUGGCUGUCAAGAGGGACUCAACAUUUGCAAGCAAGGUGAAAAGAAUCGUAGUUCUUGGUGGAUCUUUCUUUGCUUUAGGGAACGUCAAUCCUGCUGCUGAAGCAAAUAUUUAUGGUGAUCCUGAAGCAGCAGAUGUAGUAUUCACCUCCGGGGCCAAUAUUGAUGUUAUUGGCCUAAACAUUACGACACAAGUCAAAAUGACAGAUGCCGACCUUGAUGAAUUGAAACAGUCCAAUGGUAAACAUGCUCAAUUCUUGAGCAACAUCUGCAAAUUUUACAGAGACUGGCAUGUCAAAUCUGACGGUGUCUAUGGUAAUUUGGCUCUUCAACGAAUGUUGCGUUUCUCGUUCAAUGGCUGAAAAUUAAUGCAUAGACAUUUCUCUGCACAGGAAUUUUCUUCAUGACCCCAUCAGCUUUGUAGCAGUAGUGCAGCGUGAUCUUUUCACAUUUAAGAAGGGAGUUGUGAGGGUUGAGACACAGGGUAUCUGCGUGGGGCAUACAUUGAUGGACCAAGGACUUAAAGCGUAAGCAUUAUGUUCAAUUUGCUAUUUACCUUCCCCCGCCCCCCGCCCCCCUUAAAUCAUGUCUAUUUUAACAAUGUAUCAAAAAACUAUCUUCUGAUCAGGUGGAAUUCAAGCAACCCAUGGACAGGCUACUCUCCUAUCUCAGUUGCAUGGUCUGUGAAUGUGGAUGAAGUACUUAGUUACAUCAAGAAAAAACUGAUGCAGUCCUGAUUUUAGAAGUUGGUACUUUUUUUGCUUUAACAUGUUGAAAAGUACCAAGGAUUUGAACACCAGAUCUUAGGGUUAUAGGUGUUCUUGGUCCAUUCAUCUCCUCUGAUUCUCUCUGUAAUUAUUCCUGAACAUUGUUUUUGAAGCUGGGAACGGGGCAAAGGGGUCCUUUUCUUGCUUGCAGAUGCUCUGUAACUUUUUACACCAUAGGGUCAAAGAUAAGAUAACAGGUUUGCGCUUUGCACUGUUAAAACUUUAAGAGAGUUUUAUUUCCAUUCUGCAGUUGACUUACUUUUAAUAGUCGGGGCCUGAAAUUGACCGUAGACGCCGGGGUGAAAAAAGUCCACAAACAUAAACACAAUUUCCUGGAUUCCCAUGACUUUAAAAAAAUUGGAGACGACUAUUCUUUUUACCAAUCUGGUCUUAUCGAUGAGGCGGGAGUAUUAAACUGUGUCUUAUACAUAAGUGUUGUAUAAGUGUCGUUGGCAGUUAAAAGUGGGGAAAGAUUUGAAAGUCUAAUUGGGAUGUCCUCGAAUAGCUUUACCUGUUGUUAAUCAACUAGUUGAAGAUCUCUGGCUCAUUUCACUUCAGCAUGAUCAUAUGAUCUCAUCACCGAUUUUGUCUCAGGACCCGAGAUAUUAGUACUCGUGUCUCAUCACCGAUUUAGUUUGAAUUUUCAUGUUUAGUGUUCCAUGUGUUUCAAAAUUAUUGUUCAGUUUGGGUG